CGAGACUCUGAAAUCUCUUGCCAAAUACAAGGGAUACAAAGCUUCAUCUACGGUUCGAAGAAAAUAACGAAAUUGGAACCAAAAUGUGGCAGAGCCUCGCUCGACCCAAUUAUUUUGUCAUCAGAAAUUGGUGUUCAAAUAUGGUGUCACAUCCUUUCCCUUCUUCCACCAAUUUAACCAUCAUCAGUGUAUCGAGUACAGCCGAUCAUUUUUGAAGGAUAUAUUGAGCACUGUUCUCAGCCCACAGGAAUCGGGAUGCGUGAACUACUUCGGGACACAGCCUUUGGGAAGCUCGUUCGUAUUGCAAGCAGCAACUGGCUUCUACCCUAUCCCGAGGAAUGUGACUCUUCCAUCGCCUCAGAUUACUCCGAUAGCGCUACGGAAGCCGGAGCCCUAGAACCAAAUGCAAGCAUUCUAGAGCCCAAUGGUUUAGAGACUAUCAUGUCUCAGGCCUCCGGUCGGUCGCGUCGAGGCUCCAUCUACACGUCCGGCCACGGGAACGAAAAGUCCAUCAUUAAUCCUCAGAACUGGGGCUUUGGGAAGAAGCUCUUCGUCAGCUCACUUAUCUGGCUGUUGACCUUUGCCAUAUACAUUGGCUCGGCCAUCUACAGUCCCGGCAUCCCCGGGGUAGCGGAAGAGUUUGGGGUGAGCACUGUGGCCUCGACAUUAGGUCUAACACUGUUUGUGCUAGGGUAUGGAAUCGGUCCCAUGAUCUGGUCGCCUCUCUCCGAGCUUCCGACCGUUGGCAGAAGUCCUGUCUACAUCCUCACGCUCUUCGUGUUUGUCUUCCUGAAUUUCGGCGUUGUCUACGCGAAGAACUUUGGCAUACUUCUUACAUUUCGCUUCCUUACUGGGUUUAUUGGAUCUCCGGCCCUGGCGACGGGCGGCGCAUCUAUGGGCGAUAUCUGGUCGCCCCGAGCGCGCGACUAUAUGAUUGUGGUCUGGGGCGCUUUCGCCAUUGCAGCACCAGUCCUAGGUCCUAUGGUUGGCGGGUUUGCCUCGUCGGCCAAAGGCUGGACGUGGACUGUUUGGCAGUUGAUUUGGGUCUCUGGUUUUGCGCUGGUCGUCUUGUUCUUCUGGCUGCCCGAGACGUAUGGACCAAACAUUCUCUAUCGACGAGCGCGUCGACUGCGCAAACUCAGUGGAAAGCCGUUCUAUUGCGAAGCGGAGCUGGAAUUUCAAAGCAUCUCAUCCACGGAGAUCCUUUUCGAAGCCCUUGUCCGCCCGUUCCAACUCUGCUUUCUCGAACCCAUCGUCCUCGUGAUGAACAUAUAUAUUUCUCUUGUCUACGGCAUCCUCUACAUAUGGUUCGAGGCCUUCCCCAUCGUCUUCGAGGAGAUCCAUGGCUUCAACGCCGGUGAAGGCGGUAUGGCCUUCCUAGGAAUCAUCACCGGAACCCUCUGCUUCGCCAUCCCCGGCUACUUCGCCUGGAAGUACUUCAUCCAAUCCAAGCAACCCACCAGCACGCCCGAAGGGCAGCUGCCACCGGCAAUCGUUGGCAGUAUCUGCCUUCCUGUAUCGCUGUUCUGGUUUGGGUGGACCGGCAACUUCGAUUCCGUACACUGGAUCGUGCCCAUCAUGGCCUCGGCUCUCUUCUCGGUGGGUGGGUGUUUGAUCUUCAACCCGAUUUUCUGUUAUCUGGCCCAUGCCUACCCGCGCUAUGCCGCUUCGGUGCUGGCGGGCAAUGACUUUAUGCGGUCGUCCUUUGGGGCUGGCUUCCCACUGUUUGCGGCUGCCAUGUUCCAUAACCUGGGCGUCGGGUGGGCGUGUACGUUGCUUGGAUGUCUGACUUGUCUUUUCGUGCCGUUCCCCUUCGUGCUUUACUGGCGGGGGAAACAGUUGCGGUUGCGGAGCGGGUUCGCCAGGCAUGAUAUCUGACCCAGUUUCAUGUUCAUGGGGUCGCG
Messenger RNA from Aspergillus japonicus CBS 114.51, 1904 nucleotides. Its product is annotated as MFS transporter. The coding region runs from base 256 to 1878 and encodes 540 amino acids. Gene Ontology annotation, biological process: xenobiotic detoxification by transmembrane export across the plasma membrane. Lineage: Eukaryota; Fungi; Ascomycota; Eurotiomycetes; Eurotiales; Aspergillaceae. Gene Ontology annotation, molecular function: fluconazole transmembrane transporter activity. The record is from RefSeq and is a predicted model, not a curated record. The transcript has 4 exons.